UGACGUCACAUUAGGCCUUUGGUGUUUGGUCACUAUGGUGAUUUGCCAAGGUGAUAAACAAGAUGCAAUGAAGCGUCAAAUUACUUUCAAUAACUCAUCAUGUUUUCUAUUGAAACCCUAUCAAAAAGUUGUGUUGUUCAAAAUAUUGAAAUUUGGUAACAAAAAAAAUAUUAAAAAAUUUACUUUCAUUGCUGAUUUUUACAAAAAUAAUUCUAUAUUUUCUAAAAUAUUUUUUUUUUAAAACAAUCAAUUUUAUAUAAUAAAUAACUCUUGUAUACUAUAAAAGUAAAUGCAAUCACCGCGUAAAGCUUCAUCCGCUUUAAGUCAAAUAUCCGAAGAAGAAGGAAACAUGAAUCCGGCCGCUACUAAAAGUUGUGAAAGUCUAUAUUCUAAUAGUUCGAAAGGUUCGGCCAAUAUUAUAUAUAGACGUAAACCAGCUGCAGGUGUCACAAAUAAAGGUGGUACAAGACAGCCUACUAUUAUACCGGCCACCAAUGAAGUCAGGCAAAGAGUUUUAUCGGCAAGACGUCUAAGAAUGAAAACCUAUCAAAAUCAAUUGGCUGAUGCACAACAAACCAUAGCGGAGUUGGCUCAUGAAAAUCGCAUAUUACGCACCUUACAUAAACGUCAGGACUCCGCAUUAUCCAAAUAUGAAUCAACCAAUGCUGAGCUUCCCCAGUUACUACAUUCACAUGCCGAAGAACUGCGAGUAUGGCAAACUAAAUAUCGUAAUUUGCAGGCUGUCAAUAAGGAACUUGAGCAUAAGCUUAAACAAAAGGAGGCUGUUAUUCUAUCGUUAAGUGAUCAAAAUAAAUAUUAUAUUCAAUUGAAUAAGGACAAAAAUCUGGAAGACCGCCAACGUUUAACUGAAAAACUACAAAUGUUGGAGACACGUUUACAAGAGAAGGACAACGAUAUAAAAAUGAUGGCUCGUAAAAUGCAAUUGGAAAACAAACAAUCUAAACAGCAGCUACAAAUGGAGCAGAAGAAAAAUAAAGACAUCUUAAUGAAAUUGGAAAAAGCACGCUUAGAAUUGUCUGGUUAUCGUAAACUAGAGGAAUUGCAGCUGCAGGAUAAAUUCAAUGUAAACUUAAGACGCAAUAAAUGCGGUAUUAAUGAAGGCACUAAAGAAGAAAAAGAAAUUGACAAAUAUUCGUUUGCAAAUAUCAAUGAUGCAGAAAUUGCCGAUGAUAUAGAAGCUCUAAACAGCCAAAGAUCAACGCACAGCACUAAUAAUAUAAUACAACGCAAUACUCGUUCAAUUAAGAACUCAACUAAUAAUAAAAAUCAUAUGACACUCUCCUCGUCUUCUACAACUGUGAUACAGCACAUUUCAAAACAACAAAUGCCACCUAACAAGUCAAUAGCUGUCUUAAGACGUAUUGAUCAAGGUGAUGGAGAUGCUUCCAAUAUACAUGAUGUUUACAAAACCACAAAUACUUUCAACUCAACACUAAUGCAAAAACAACAUUCAAACUUGUCAUCCAUGACACAAAGUCAACCAGAAAAGCUCGAUAAUCAUGAAUAUGAAGAUUACGAUAAUGAUGGAGACGACGACGACGAGCUUGAACAAACUAAAGAAUCUGAAGAGAAUUUGAGAAAUAACCACCGUGAUGAUACUGAUGUGAAUGGAGAUUUUAUAAGUAAUAUUAAUGGGACAGAUAAUGAGAAAAAUAUUGACGAUUAUUAUGAAGAAACCCAAAAAAUUGAAAUUCCCAGUACCGGCAAAAAAACCAACAUGAAGGAGGAAAUAUCUAGUAUACGAAAACAAAUAUCAGACGACUACAAGGAAAGAGAAGCUUUUUUGGAUACAUUUUGUCGUCAGGCUACCAACGGAGUAUUGCGCGAUGAAACUCCAAAAAAACGUAAUAGCAUUGCAACGGAACAACAUAAUGUGCCCAGCAAUCGUAAACAUAAACUUUUGGCAGCCCUUAAAGCCAUAGAUGAUAAUAAGAGUCAGGAUUGAAUUACAUUUUAAUAUUCAUUCUCUAUUUUCUUAUACAAAAAUAUAAAACAAAUUAAUUUUAUAC
Molecule: messenger RNA, 2030 nt
Organism: Calliphora vicina (urban bluebottle blowfly)
Lineage: Eukaryota; Metazoa; Arthropoda; Insecta; Diptera; Calliphoridae
Product: GATOR2 complex protein WDR24
Exons: 6
Coding region: 290-1966 (558 amino acids)
Biological process (GO): intraciliary transport
Cellular component (GO): axoneme
Source: RefSeq, a predicted model, not a curated record